GGUGCCCCGCGCCGUGCGGUGCCGGCGGUGUGUGCGGUGCCGGCGCUGAGCUCGGCGUGGCGGCUCCGCGGUGCUGCGUCGGCGGCAGCGAUCGCUCCUUGCAGCAGAUGUACGAGGUCAGUGGCUCUGGGGGCGCCCACGGCUUGAUCUGGCAGAAACCUCGUGUUACCCGGCCGACGUUAAGGGGGAUGAGUGAGAGAACGCUGCUGGGAUAGGUGUCCCAAGUGUGGGCUUUGUGCUACCUUUAUUCGAGCCCCUGUGCCAGCAUAAUGUGGAUCUUGCAGUCCUAUUUGAUAUAUUACUGUUGCUGCUCCUGUUAAGUAUGGUCCUCCUGCCAGGUGUGGGGUUGCUCUGCCAACGGGGCUGGGUUGCCUUUCCCUAAUGGUUUCUUGGCUGUCAACAAGAAGAAAUGAAGUGUGGUCUCAUCAGCCACGUGAAGGACUUUCUGCCAAUGGCUCCUCAGGUUCCUGGGCUGGGGGGAGCAGUGUGGUAUUGCCAUCAGACAUUUGGUACCAUGGAAUGUUAUUCGUGCAGUGGGAGAAGGAGGAGAUGGUGGAAUUUCUCAUGGCUGUUUGGUAAUGCCUGUUUCAACAGAGGGGAGUCUGAGCUGUUCCCAUUGCUGGAUGUGAUAUUCUUUAAGCAGCUUUAUAGCCCCUUUCAGUAGGUUUCCUUUAACUUUGCCACAGGAAGAGUUGCAGUGCAUGGCAGCUGUCCUCGAGAAGCCGUGCGGAUGGCCCUGCCUUGUGGGGGGGAUCUCAGCCGUAUGCAGAAGCUGCAAAGCAGCACACUUCCCUUCCAGCACAGGAGAGGAAUGGAACAGCUUUGCCUUAGUUAUUGGUUAACCAGCGUGGUUCCCUAUGGGAGCACACCUUUAUCCACUGUCGGUGUUUUGAAUGUGGUGUUCUAGUGAAAUGUUCUAAGUGGCUGUAAAACUCAUGGGGGGGGGGCUGCUAUGCUGUUAGCUGGGCUUCAGUGUGCAAGUGCCCACUCAGUGUGUUUGGGUAGCUGAUCCCUUAAAUUCUGAAGUGUAGCAUAAUAAUUGCAAUCCUGUUGGUCUUCCGCCAGUCAUUUAGGCUGCACUGAACAUAAGAUGCAUUCUGUAAGCACUUCCUGACAGCAUAACCAUGCUUGAGCACAGUGCUGCAGCUAUAGGGCUGCGUAGUCGCAGGGCGUCUUUGGAUGUGACUCUGCUUGGAAUCUUGUUGGUGGUGUGCAGAUGAAUGUUGUUACAAACUGUUUCUGCUCAAUCCCUGUUUGUUUUGUCUGUGCGGAUCCAAGGAUAGACAUAUCUCCUGCUUGUGCAGGGCUGCAAACUCCACAGUAAAGCAUGGUGGGUUGUUCUUUAUUUUAUCAUACAAGUGAAAAAGCAGUCUGCUGGAUGUGCCGGAGUUCACUGGGAUCUUAACUUGUCUUUGUCAUGUUUUGAGCACUGUGAUGUGCUUGGCAGACCUAAAGAACUUAUAGAUUUUACAGUUUAUUCACUUUGUUGUAAGAAAGUAAGUCUUUUAGUAACAAUAAAACAAACAAAUCCUUUUAGAUGCAGAUGGGGAGGCUGCAAACUUCCGAAGUUCAGUACUGGCGAGCUUUGCUGUGUGAGGGAAUUCCAGUUCUUCCUUCAGCAAAGCCUCCUCAGCCCUUGGUUUGCUCAGCCUCCUGCUGAAGGGCUGCUGAGGUCCCGGAGCUCUUCCUGCUCACUGAGGUCUGCACAUCAGCACUGCUGCGGUGUUUCCUAAGCAUAAAGAGAACGAGUUUUUUAGGCUUGUCUGUAUUCGGACUGACCAACCAGCUCUGGGAAGUGCUUCCAUACAAACUAGAGCAAAGCCACAUCCUUAAUGCUUUCCCUCUGUUUGCCAGCAUAAACUACUUAUUAUCAAGCGUGGCUGGAUUUCUUUCUGUGCUGUGGAAACUUGGGAUGUUUCUCCACCCCUUGGGAUCUGAAAUCAUUCCUGUUCCUCAUCUCUAUAGACUGCAGUGUAAUCUAUCCCUCUUGGAUAGGAAGACAGAAAUACAUGGUAUGAGGCAAAAAUCUUGUUUCCUUUAUUCAUCUUUAAAUGUCUUUAUUUCCUGGAGGUCACGCUUACAGUAAUAUAGGAGUACAUACUUAAGUUCCCCAACUCUCUGUAGAAAAGGAGUUUGACCAGGGCUGCUGCUAAGAGCUUUGACGUGGGCAGAAUUGUCACUGUGUGACAGCAUGCUUCGUGCUGCUCCUCGCUCUGCCCACUGCUGCUCCUGGAGGGCUUUUCCCUCCGCACAGCCCAGCGCUGUGUGCAGAGCUCUGUGCCCACAGCACCUGCAGGCAGGCAUGAUGCAAGGUUUUGCUGUUUAUCCAGCACCCAACUAGGUGACCUUGAGGCUUGUCAAGGAAAACAAGCUAUGGCGUGGGCUCAGCUGCCUCCUGAGCAGCAAACAGUGGCUGGGAAGGGUAUCCUGUAACUCACGGACAUGGGUAAUUAAACUGAAGUACAAAGUAAAUGCUUGGGCUGUGCUUGUACUAAGACGCUUAAAAUAAAGACACUUCUUUGCGAGCAGCCUCCUGCUCUCUUUGACACAGUACAAGUGCUCACUUGCAGAGCCGUUUUGAAAUAACACAAGUGGAACUCUGCUCAGACCCCCGGUCUGCAGGCUGGGCCGUACUGCGCAUCCGGGCUGGGAGCUGCAGCUCUGUGCUUCCUGCAUGUGAGUGAGAGCUGUUGUAACACUGGGCCUGUGGUUGGCUGUGUGGUGCCCAGGGCACAGCAGCCUCUGUAAUUUUGUCACUGGCUGUCCCUGCCGACGAGCUGGUAAUGCUGCUGUUGGCUGCGUCCUACUGGUAGCUGCACUGGCACCGGCACUAAAACGGUGCAUGGAAUGGGGCAGACCCAAAUGUCAGUCCCAAAUCGGAACAUGACAUUCUCUGUCCUCUCUCAUCAUUGCUUUAUGAUGACAUCAUCUCAUCUCAAGGCUGAGACUUCUCAGGAGGCUGUCACACCUUACCUGCUAUGCAGAGCUUUUUGGGCAGAUACCAGGAAGCACCCAUUUUGGUUAUUUUGGUUGCAUACCCGUGCCCUUCAAACCAAAGGCUGGUGCUGCUUUGCGCAGAGCUGAUGCUAAGCAUGUUUCAGCUUUUGCUGCCUCUCUUGGGCACCCUGCCCCAGGUCAGUGGGUGCAGGGGCACUGCUGCAGGCUGUGCUGGGUGGCUGUGGCACCAGUGGGCUGGCAGCUUGCACAGCCAACAGCAUUUUGUGCCUAAGAUGCUACAGACAGUUCUUCAGGUGAUUAGGUUUAGUUCCUGCACUUGGAGGAGUGAUUACCUUAGGAGUUUCUAAUCGAUACUUGUGACAUCCUUACCAGCAAGGCAGCAUGAGGCCUCUUGGCACCUCUUUUGAUGUAUAUGUGAAAGGGAAUGGAAGCUGUCCUGCAGUCCAGGCUAGGAGUGGUCCUGAUGGGUAUUGGAACAAGGUGCCAAAUGGCCCGGUGGGUUUUAUCCUGAACUCCGUGGCUGCUGUGCUGACCCCAUCCUAACACUGCAGGCUGGGAUGUUUUCUUCUCCUGCAAAGGGUUGCUGCCUGCUUUGAGCCUGCAGUGACAACUGGUGAGUGUACAAUAGCCCAGCAGUGAGAAGCAGCCGGGGGAGUGAUGAGAUGCAGCUUCAAAGUGCUGGGAAAGAGCCUUUCUUUUUAUUGGUUUCUCUAAAGGAUCAAAUUAGCUGUCUGCUAAAGUCUUUUAAUGUUAAAGCUUCCAGAGCAUAAGCGAUGACCUGUGAAAAGGAGUGUUUGAAUCUAGCCCCUGUGUGUGAUGAGGUCUGGCAUGUCCAUUACGGCCAAUUACAGUGACAGGUAGCGGAGUGUAAACAUUCCUGCUCCUGCUGCUCCCGUGCUGGCUCCAGCCUGCGGUUCCUCCUUGGAAAAGGCAAAUCAGCUCCCAGCCAGCACACAGAGCAGCCUUUCAGAACCUCUGCUCGAGUGGUUCAGCAUCGGCAGCCCAGAGGCUGAGACUUGGGCCCUUCAUCCAAACCUGCUGUUCUUGAAUUGCAUCACGUUUGUUUGAGAUGCAAACAUUACGUAUGGAGCGUCUGCUUGUGACACACUGCAGCACGUCCAGAAUUUGUCCCUGCAUGGGGGCUCUCCAGUGUGCUGCCCUGGUGGCAGUGCUUGGAUCUCAGGGAUAAACUUGCUCCCAAAGUGGCUGCAGCAGGAGUGUGCAAAGCUUUGCCUUAAAUGGAGCUUCAACUGUUAGACUUGAGUAACUACCCAAUCGGAGGAAGCUAUUGCAUUGAGCAAUCUAAUUUGUGGCCCUGAAAUAGCUUCUUAUUUGAACAGCUUAGUAAAAACACUCUGCACAGUCAUCUUGAACCCUCGGAGAUUUUAAACUCUCAGCUAUUUGGAGAAACAUGGUGCCCUUCCCAUGCUGCAGCAGGAGAUGGAAGCAGUUUGCACUGCUUCUCCCCUCCACACUGCCCUGGGGAGCUGUCUGAAGGCUGCGAGGCAUGGCAGGAGCUGCAGCCGUGUGCUCCUUCCUCCUCCUGGGCACAGAGGCAGCGCUUCUGCAUCUUCCUCUGACAGUUUCCUCCUAUUCAGUCGGAUCAAAGGAUUGGUGGGCGUCUCCACACCUGUCUGACAACUGAAAAAGAGAUAUGUUGAGGAAAGAAUGUGUGCUUUUAUAGCUCACGUGGUGUAAACCUACCAAUGUUUAUUUGGGAGUGGUGUGUUUCUAGAACGCAUCGGUUAGAAAUGCUUCACGCCCUUCUUCAUCACCCAAUAAUUAGGAGACAACUUGAGCGCAGUGGCUGCUUGAAGAAAGGGUGGUGAAAUCCAGGACUGUGCCUACUUGGACAGCGAAGGCAUCUACAGCGAGUCGGAGCUCUUCCCUGAUGAGGACGCAAUGACUCUAGCACAGCAGGAGGUUCACCAUGAGUCUGACAUGGACAGUGCUAUUGAGAGUGCCCAGAGCUCAGAGGCCUCUGAUGUGUGUCGGAGCGAGGAGAAGGAUGGCAUGCUUGGUGUCCUGUUUCUGUCUGGUGACAAGGCAAGUCCUCACAACCCUUCUGCAGCAUCUGACCUCUCCACUUAUUCCACCACCUCACUGAUCAGUAAUGAAGAGCAGUUUGAAGACUAUGGGGAAGGAGAUGAUGUGGAUUUUACUCCCAGUAGCCCCUGUCCUGAUGAUGAGACCAGAACCAACGCCUACUCUGACCUUGGCUCAUCUGUAUCUUCCAGUGCUGGCCAAACACCCCGAAAAAUGAGGCAUGUUUAUAACAGCGAGUUACUGGAUGUUUACUGCUCACAGUGCUGCAAAAAGAUAAAUCUACUCAACGAUUUGGAAGCCAGGCUGAAAAACUUGAAAGCAAACAGCCCUAACAGGAAAAUAUCAAGCACAGCCUUUGGAAGGCAGCUCUUCCACAAUAGCAACUUCAGCAGCAGUAAUGGCAGCACAGAAGACCUCUUCAGAGACAGUAUAGACUCCUGUGAUAAUGAUAUAACUGAAAAGGUAACAUACCUAGAAAAAAAGGUUACAGAAUUGGAAAAUGAUAACCUGACUAAUGGUGACCUAAAGAGCAAACUGAAACAAGAGAACACGCAGUUGGUUCACAGAGUUCAUGAGCUGGAAGAGCUAUUGAAAGACCAGGAGACAUCAGCAGAACAAACCCUGGAAGAAGAGAUAAAGAGACAUCGAGAAGCUUAUAGCAAGUAUGAAAAAGAGAAAGGCACCGAAAUUGAACUGCUAAAUACAAGGGUUCAGCAACUGGAAGAAGAGAAUGGUGAGCUGAAAAGCACUGUCAUGCGACUGAAAUCACAAACGGAGAGAUUAGAUGAGGAAAGGCAACGCAUGUCAGAUAGGUUGGAGGACACCAGUCUGCGACUGAAGGAUGAGAUGGAUUUGUACAAGAGAAUGAUGGACAAACUGCGACAGAACAGACUGGAAUUUAACAAAGAGAGGGAAGCCACACAGGAGCUUAUUGAGGACUUGCGAAAGGAACUGGAGCACUUGCAGCUCUACAAGCUGGAAUGCGAGCGUCCUGGACGUGGGAGAAGUUCCUCAUCCAGCGUGAGUGAAUUCAAUGCUAAAACCAGAGAGGUGGAAAUGGAGCAUGAAAUAAAACGGCUGAAGCAGGAGAAUCAGAAACUUCGUGACCAAAAUGAUGAUCUUAAUGGACAGAUUCUUAGUUUGAGUAUCUACGAAGCUAAAAAUCUCUUUGCAACACAAACAAAAGCCCAGUCACUGGCUGCUGAGAUUGACUCUGCAUCAAGAGAUGAGCUCAUGGAAGCCCUUAAAGAACAGGAGGAGAUCAAUUACAGAUUGCGACAGUAUAUGGACAAGAUCAUUUUGGCAAUCCUAGAUCACAACCCAUCUAUCUUGGAAAUAAAGAAUUGAAGAGAAUACAGAAAGGAAAAGCAGCAACUGCCCUAUAUUUCUGCACAUGCCACUGGAUCUAAACAACACUCUGAUACUGUAAAUUAAUCUAUAAAUGUAUAUAUACACUACAUGUGAGUGUGGGUGCGCGGGUGUGUUUAUAUGACAUUUGGUACACUGUUAUUUGUCAAUGGAUUGGCUUGGUUAGACUUCCUUGCACUUUCAAUACCUGUGUCAAGAUAGAUACUGUAUAUUAAUGUAAUAACAAUAUAACUGGAUUAUGCUGUUUUAGAUACUGGACAAAAUGACUCUACCUCUAGUCGUAAAGGUGGAAGAAAGACAAUGGAAACACAUGGAUGUGACCCUAACUUUAGGAGCAAGAUUUGUUCUUUUGUUCUUCCAGGAAUUUGGGUACCACAGAGCAAACAUUAUACCCAGGUUCAGUUCCUAACUGGUGCUGACUGUAAUUUCCUAUUCAAUUGAGCUUUAUUACUUAAACAACAUCCAGGAAAAGAAAAUUUGUGGGAAAGGAAAGACACAAAGUAAAAAGAAAGAAGUGGAAGGUAUUGCUGAGUUGUUGCUAUCUGUAAAAUCACCAUCUGUUUGCCACUGUCGGCACCAAGUGCUUUCUAUAGAAGAUCACUCUGCUUUGGGAUGCUUUGAGCCAACACACUCUUUAGUGUGUGUGUGUGCACGUGUAUAUUUUAUGCCAGGGUUCCUGUAGCACUGAGGCUAGGAAUCACUUCACCUCUAUUCCCCUAUUUUCAGGGGUUCGUUGUAGAAUGGCAUGGGUUGGAAGGGACUUUAAAGCUUGUACAGAUCAUGCUACCUGCUGGAGGCAGGAUUGCCACUUACUAGAUCAGGCCAGCCUGGCCUUGAAUGCCUCCAGGGAUGGGGCAUCCACAGCUUCUCAAGGCAGGCCUGUCCUGCCUCUCCACCCUCUAAGUAAAAAAUUUCCUCUAAAUAGCUAACUUGAAUCUCCUUCCCCUGCUUUUCAAAACCAUUCUCCCCUGUCCUAUUACUAUCACACUGUAAAAAUGGAUCUCCCUCUUGUUUAUAAGCUCCAUUUAAAUACUGAAAGGCUGAAGUGAGGUUUCCCUGGAACCUUCUCUUCUCCAGGCUGCACAAGCUCAGCUCCUUUAGUGAUCCCUCACAGGAGAGGUGAUUCAGCCCUCUCAUCUUCGUGGCCUUCUCGGGACGCACUCUUAACAGCAUCACAUCUUGUGCUGGUCACCGUAUGCCAGGUGGGGCCUCAAGGGCAGAACAGAGGGGGACAGUCACCUCCCUCUUUGGAUGUGGCCCAACCCACUGUUGUACAGUUGGCCUUCUGCUGAUGGCCCAUGUCCAGCUUUCUGUCCAUCAAGACCCCCCCCCCAGCUUCUUCUCCACAGGGCUGCUGUCAAUGAGUUGAACUCACAGCCUGUGCUCAUGUCUGGGAUUGCUCUGGCCGUGGUGCAGCACCCCGUGCUUGGCCUUGCUGAACCUCAUUUGGUUCAUGUGAGCACACUUCUUGGGCCUGUCCUUCUCAAGUCCUUUCCUUCUACAGUGUGGGCAGCACGUGGGCCAUUCAGAUGAAUUCUGCAAUCUCAUAUCUUCGUAAUUUCAAAUGUUUCACAGGAGGAGCAUAUUUCAGUUCUAAAAUAAUAGUAAUAAAAUAUGUGUUAAGUUGCUUUCCCACCAUCAGACACUGCAUUCCUUGGGGAGUGGCAUUUUGUGGACGAGCUGUGGGAAGGGCCACCUGGGUCCUAACACAGUGAUAGGGGAAGUCUCAUGUGAAGUAACUUCUACUUAUAGGGCAGUAAAAAAUAGAAGAGCUUGUUGGUCAUGCAUAAGUUGUCAAUCCAGACUGAGUACACACGUGCUUGUCUGAAGCUCUGAACAGGGAAUGUGUUCUGCUUUCCAUGAGCAGUUAUGUGAGCACUUAACCUUCAAUGCAUACUGUGACUGCUCAUAGAACUCAGUGGGAUGGGACGUAAAGCUUUAAAAUUGAACAUGUGCUUAAUUGCUGCCUUAAGUAGAGACGGACUUCAACGUGUGCCUGUGUUUUCCUGUGCUGGAUCUCUGUACUGUAGGGCUGGGACCUUUCUAGUUAAUAAUGUAGCUGAUAUAUAAAAGAAGCUUAGGGAAUUGCCUGAUAAUGGAAUGCUUAAACAAUUUUUAUUCCAUGCACUUUUUUUUUAAGUAAAAAUUCCACACUUCAGAAUUCCUUUUGAUCGAUGCCAGCUGGCACAGAAAAAUAGGCCCUUCCUAAUGGUGAUCUGGCUCUUCCCAUUGCCCAGAGCUGUUUCCUCUAUUGAAUACACUGCCCAGGAGAAUGUUACAGUAGCAGUGACUGUGCUUUUCUGUGUAUAUCUUGCUGUUGGCAGCCUUGCCCCUAGUAUUCUCUUGAUGUAUCUUGGCGUGUAUAUGUGAUACAUUUUUCCUGAAUUUGAAUACAUAUAUGUAUUCAGCUAUAGGUGUAAAUAUAUAUAUAUUUUUCUGCUGUUUUUGUGCUCUUGCCUUCAGUGACAUGUUACUGGAGUGUUGGGAAGGGGAGGGGGAGAGAUACUGAAAUUAGGCUUUCUUGAAGGCAAGAAAAUAAAAGCAUUUUGUUUCUAUGUAUCUGCAGUAGGCAGGUGUAAAGUAACUGGAAAGCCAGAGGGACCAGAGGAAUAAUCAUGGGAUGCAACAUCCCAGAAGCAAAGAAGUCAGUAGGACUUCAGUGCACUGGGAGAAAUGUUACAGUCUCAGUCGAACAGUGCUGUCUCAGGGCUGGAUUCCUGAGGCUACAGGGUAAUCUGAAGGAAAGCAUUUAAAGACUGUCCCUUUACCAGCUGGGAAUGGCGUAAAAUGUUCUCUGCUAAAUUGCAGCAGCUUCUGUUUGUGGAGAAACAGGUGGAUCACCGUGGAUCACCCCACAGUACGCCCUGUUCCCACCACUGCUGUUUCUGGAUGUGCCACCCAGCAGGUAGGAGAGAAACAGUUAAACCAGCUUGGUGCUACCUACAGAUACCUGCCAGGAGGACUCUUCACCUGUGAUGCAGUGAUGAUGUCUCCAUCUGCGUGGUGCUGUUAGUGAAUUGUGCCAAGGACUUUGCUCUUCCUGUUGGCCACUGAGAACUGUUUCAGUUGUCACGUGGCUGUUGCUAACGUCCUGUGUCGUGCAGGGCUGGGUGAGCCAGCAGCCCUGCUAAUGGGGCUUACUGCUUGGUAAGUUACACUUCUGUCCCGCUCUCCUGCUCUGGAUUUACACGUAAGUGAAGCUGUUGCAGGUCAGACUGGUGACUGAAUGUUUUUCCCCUGAAUAUUUUGAAGUAAACUGGACUCAACUUUAAGAUUUUAAUCAUCUGAAACCCAUUCUUGUUAGGGUCAGCAAAUGUUGAGGACUAGGACUAGAUUGCAGAAAACUGUGCUGAGCACUUGGGAAGCAAUGCGCACGGCUGGCUUCAUGGAACCUGCAGAGCUGAAGGGCACGAGUGGAAGAAAUGGAUGUGGUAAUAUCCAAGAUUCUGUGCAGGUAAAUGUGUAAAAAGUUAAUGGUUACUGAUAGUGACUGACCACUGAAAUCCUGGAAAUGGUAUGUUAGCCCAGAGUGCACAGCAGUUAAUUUUCUACAGAUUUGCAGGACUUGUUGCUUAGCUCUGCACCCAGCUGCUUUAGAAUUUAAAAGGUGUUCAUUCCUUGCUCCAUGGUGUUGGCAUUUGAAGAGGUUUCUUACCGCCAUGUUGGUGAUGUUUGUAGCUUUGUUGUUCUGCAUAAAGAAGUUUCAGUUCCAUUCCUGUGGGGCUGUUGGCAUGGUACUGCUUUCAAUUAGUUCUCAAAUACAUAUCCAGACACUUUCUGUGUUUUACAAGUAAGGUGAGUUGGAGAUGGGAGAUCCAUUUCUUUGGCAGAUAUGCUUUCCUCUACGGUAUCCACCUCUAAAAAUAAUUAGUUGGCAAUUGCAUUUUUAAGCUGUCUGACAAUAGCUCCCCAGUAACUACAGGCUCUUAGACCAAACCUGGAGAACCCUUCUAUCCUACAAAAUCAGUCAUCACAUUUUUUGACAUAAAGGUAACUUGGCAGUAAGGGAGAUUGUCUUUGGUGGGUCACUGGAGCAGUGGGAAAAGUAAUUGGGGACCAGUUUUGCAGAGAAUGCAUAUUUCAGUCAAUAUUUCAAACAGAAAUGUGGUAUAGUAUCAUUCUAGCAAUACUCAAAUGCAGUAAACGUUCUUGUGUUAAAAUCAUGCUUCUCUUUUAACCCUCAGGGAUGCAAACACAAUCCAAGGUACUAUCUCUUGAUCUGCUCUUUAGCUCUUUAUACUGCAGGUUCUGAAAAGCUAAGCGAUAUUCUGAUCAAAAUAAUUGCAAACCACUGCAGGUGUUUUUGUAUGGUGGAAAAAAGAAGCGAGUUGCUCCUGGCUAGAAGCAGACCUUCGCCAGGCUGAUCACACACACAGGCUGCUGUGGAAAAAUACCUCUUCCAAAAGUUGCACUUAAAAGAGUUCCUGAAAUGUAGUAUUUCAAGAUUUGCUGAUAUUGGCUGCUUCACUCCAAAUGCCAGCCUUCAGCUACUGGUUUCAGAGCGUGGUGCUGAUCCAAAACUGUACUGACAGCGGAGCAUUUUUCAGCUCUUUUAGUAACUUGUAAUAAAGACUCAAGUUGUUUGCUGUGUUUUGAAGUGUGACAGUGACAAACUGUAACCAUCCAAUCUAUUUCCAAAGGAGUCAUCAACACAUAGAUUUCUAGCAAGUCUCAAAAACAUCCAUACGCUUUUACUGCCAAAACUUUACUUUUAUGGUCUUGGGAGAAAUUCAGAUGGUUGUCAGCCAGCUCUGUAGGCGUUUGAGUGCAGUGUCAUUAAUUAACGGGUGUAUCAGCAAACACCUUGCUGUCUGAGUGCAGCAAGGCUCUGUUCUACUCUCCAGAAGGGAUCUUGGCCUACUGUACCUAGACUGCCUAAUCUGUUUAGUAAUUGAGUGUUUGGAAGGUGUGUGUGAACCUUGAUCGUGGCCUGCAUCAGUCGCUGUUCAGCAGUCUCUGGGUCAUAGUGCUAAUGGCAUGCAAUGAGUCUUUGAACUAGAACUUACAAGUAAAUACUUCUUUUCUUCUUUAGUGGCAGUGAGUAUACAGUGUUUUUUUCUUAAAACAAAUACUGCAUGGAUGUUUUCCAAGGAAGGAAGCAACAGCUGAUCUGACACUCAGUGGUUUACGUUGAGUUCAGUGAAAACCGACUCAAACUUUAACUAAGCAGUAACUGCAUUGGUUCUGGCAUAAGCAGUAGUAUUCGUGCUCUUGUUAGGUCGUUUGUUACUUAAGGAGCAUACUCAAGAAAGCAUGACUGCUUGUAUAGCCAGCAGCUGAUUUCAAAGGAAAGGAAGCGUUCAGCAGCUGCUGGCACGUUGUUCCAUGGCAGCACCUUGGGAUUGUUUUCUCAGUAUUUCUCAAUCCAAAAUAUUGAUCCCAGGGCAGCUUGGUGUUGAAGCGUGUAGCAUGUGUGAGUUUCUUCUCAUUUAUGGAAGCUUUGCACAUAUGUUGGUUGGAAUCCUAUAAUCCUUGCAAGGGUUCUGUUCUGCACAGAGGGAGGCUUCGCUGGGGCUUCUGUGGUUAUUCUCUGUUUUAGGAGACAGUGUUGGUUCAGCUGAGCACUACAAACAAAAUCUUUCAGUAAUUUAACCAAAGGCUUGUGUGUCUAGCACACAAUAAUGCGGAACUUGAGCUGUGGAUUAUAUUUAUUAGGGUUUUUUAUUAUAUAGUGACUAGAAGAGGUGUGAAAUCCCCACUGUGAGUAGCUUGUUGUCCUUUUAAAAAGAUUUAGAGAAAAUUCUCACCUACUGCCUCUCACCCUUUGUUUUCUAUAACCACUAAAGAAAGGAAAGAGAGAAGAGUUCUGUUAUGCUCGGGGGAAAAAAUAAAAAGAAAUGAAGAAGGAAGAACUGAUGGCACCCACAGAGAAGCCUCUCAUGGCCGCCCUUAGCACUGAUAAAUGUUUCAUGUGCUUUUUUUUUCCACCUGAGAUCUCGUUUGUGGUCAUUCAGUCUUCUGUAUCAAAAUACAGCAGUUGCAGGUUGAACACUGAAGGACAAAGUUGAGGUUUACUGAGGGUUAAAAUGCAGGUGAGCCCUUUGCACAGACCAGCUCAGUUAUCCACUGUUUGUGCACAUCAAUGGUGAUCUGUCUGGGAGGGGACCUCGUGCUGAAUUGGUGCUCUCAGAAAAGGCUCUUUCAGGCUGGCUGGAAUCUCCUUGAGGGUGGGCUUUGUUCCUGUGCUCCUUUUGCUUGCACCCCCUCGGUGUGACAGGUCAUCUGCAGAGCAAAGGGCUGUGCCCUUAUUUGCAGGGGAGGAUCAAGCAAACUAUUCCUGCUCCUUCUGUGUUUCCAGCAUGCGAAGGAGCAGCCACUGCUGAGGCUCAGAGGGAAGGACCACCUCAGUCCCACUGUGAGUGAGACUAAAGUCCGCAGCACUGGGGCAUCCCUGUAAGCUUUACCUCGAUCCUGUGUAGCUAUCCAAUGGCGUGCUGUAAUUGUACACUGUUUGCAAGGCACGAACCUACUGGCUUAGCCUAGCAAGCAUAACUUACAGAUAAUGGCAGCUGCCCAUUCAGACUGAAACAUCAGCAGGUUGGGUGACUGCAGGCAGUUUGUGACAGUGCAGAGCCAGCAGGCAGUGCUACAUUGCCUUCCUUAUGCACUUUUCUUUUUCUUUUUUUCCUUUGGUUUAUUGGCUUUGGUCUUGAAUUUAUUUCAACUGUGAGAGCAGUACACAUUGAAACAUAUAAUUAGGGAGAGAGUAUUUUUAACUUAAACUUUAGCCUAGUGAAGAAAGCAUUAAUAAACAUGGACUUCCUUGGUAUAUUUUGGCUACCUAGCCCUAGAAUCUGUGUGUGUUACUUAUGUAGGUGUUGUUAGUGGUGCAACUGUGACAUCUGAGCUGUCAGCUUUCACAUCACCGCUCUCAGCAGAGUGAAAUUCACCCUGGCAAACCUCUGCAAAGCCCACUGUGCCCUGGCCAAGGGCAGGGAAGGGGUUGCUCUGGUAGACACGCGUUCAAUAUGCAGUAAGUAGUGGAUGCAGAAGGGCUGCACUUACUCUUCCACCCAGACAGCUGGAGCAUUGAUUGUGUUACACCAGCCAACGUCAGCUCCAUUUGAUUUAAUACUUUAUCCUUAGCUAAAUUAUCCUGGCUUUGGAGAAAGGAAAUGGGAAGGGAGAAUUUGGUAUGGUGUGAACACUUCACUGUGCUGCGGGGCAGUAAAUGUUGCACUUACAGUAUGUUUCAAUACUGUGAUAUGCUGAGAAUUACUGUAAAACCACUUGUGGGAGCCGUUUGUUUUGCUUUGUUGCACAGGUCGGACGUACAUCUUUUGCAUGGUUAUACAUUUUAGUAUUUGUGCCUUUUACUCCUCUGUUGUGAGAAUGCAUUGUAUUGUCACAUUUCAUCUCUGCUGUUUGGGGUACUUUUUAUAAAAGCUUUUAUUUUUCAUUUGAUCUCCACUCAGAUUUUCAUGUAAUGUAAAUGUCUGUAUAUAUAAAAUAGCUCAGAUUUGUAUUCAUGUGCCUGAGAUGUAAAAAAAUACUCAUUUUAUACAGGUUUUUUUAGAAGCACUAGGCCAUGUUCGGAAUUACUUAGCAAAUGAAAUGUAAUAUAAUCAGCAGUUCUUUGUCCUGUCUUAGCAGUGUGCUGUCGGGUGGCUGGUCUCUUUAUGGCAGUAUCUCACACACUCCCUGGAUCUGUUCUGGUGUCACUAUGAGACCAAUUCUAUCUGCUUGUUAGUUCUGGUUAAUUGGAAAUAAAACACCCAGCUGUGCGUUAAGGUCCUGCCUCGAUGGUUGUAGUUUUUGUUCACAUCAGAGAUUAUUUGCUUCCAUCUGUACCUGAAAUAGACGUCAGACAAAAACCUCCUUUGAACACAUUGCCCGUGUUAGGUUUAUUUCAGUUCUGGGGUUAUUUUUGUGGAAGUGGGUGAGUGAUUUACUUUGACUAUUGAAAUUAAAAAGGAAACAGCAGCGCCAACUUAGAGAUCCUCCUCCUUGGGGUAAAACGCUUUGGAUUUCUGCUUCUCCUCCCUUCCUGCCUUCUGUGGCCGCUUUUCCUAAGGAAGGACCCCGGGUCCGCACAGCUGGAAGUGUGCGCGAAGAGCAUGAAGGUAACGGGGGCAGAGUUUCUUACCCGGGUGCCAAACUGUCCCUUAAGCACCUCUCGCGGACGUGAGAAACGGAGCGUCUCGCUUUCCACGUUCAGCAGCUGCAGGGUAAGCUCGGGUUUGCAGCACAGCGCUGCGUUCAUUGGAGCGCUGACCCCCUCGGCUGGUCAGAUGCUGGAAUUGUUCCCUCUGUGGCUUACGGAGCACCUGAUAAGCACCGCAGAGAUGGUGAGAUAAGAAACGGUGAGGCGUACAAAAAGUAAUGCCUACCGAAAACUCCAAAGCCCAAAGUUUUGAUCCAUAAAAUACGACGUUCUCUCCUCGGAGAGCUGGAAUGCUUAAACUGGAUCUGCCAUCCGCCCCUCAGCCCAUGAAGCCGCCUUGGAAGCAAGGAGGUGGUUUUAUUUUUGACUUCAAGGGCGGCUUGGUUUGAAACUGAGCAAAGUCCAUUCGCUCCAUUGCUACAGAAGAAAGCGGCCAGCAAAACCAGCGUACAAUUAUUCGUGACUUCGUUCUGUAAUUUACACCACCGUGAAGCAAUGUCAGUCCUGUUGCACUGUGCUAUUUUCUCUGUAUUUUCUCGAAGUACCUUAUGGGGACAAUAAAGCCAGCUUCGCUCACGUGAAUCCUUUCACCUCGCUGUAACGAGCAACACAUGGAAACAGUUAAAUAGUUUGCUUUCCCUGCACGACUGCAGAGCUGUGCGCGGGGGGGGAGGGGGGGAACGGGUGGGAGUCCCUCUAUUUCUGCACGGUACGUUUGAAGGCACCGCGCAGCGCUGCACGCGGGGAUGCGAUGUCGGCACGCGGCUGUGCGCCGCUCCUCGUGCAGCGCUGCGAGCUCCUCGAGCCCCAGCUGCGAGCUGUUAGCGGGACCGGGGCCAGCUGCAAUGAACUAAUGGCGGACCGGGGCGCCUGACGGGCGGUCGGCACCUGCGGCGCUGCUGGGGGUCCGUGUGAGCUCCGCGGGGCUGCGCUCCCAGUCGCGGAACGGCGCUCCCAGCAGCGGGACGGCCGCGCGCCGCUCCUCAGCCGCUCGAGCUGUGGGGGCGCUGCGCCGCGCCGGAGGGGGAACCUCGGCUGAGACCCGGACCUCUGGAGCGGCACGCUGAGCGCUGCAGCCACGUUCCCAGCACACGGGUUCUGCACGCCAUGGGGAGCAGCCAGCAGGUGUUUGUGGGAGGAGCUGCAGUCCAGAGACCUGACCUCAGGUGUGGAUGUGUCCCCUGCUGAUGGGGGACCUGUCUGCCCUGUGCCUGAUCCAGUUACCUCCAAAGCACCGCACGCUCACACUCAAUCCUUCCAUGCAUGGAGCUGUGCUGCUCAACUCGGUGUAGCUGUUCCUGCUGUGAUCUUCAGUGAGCAUCACUGUGAUUGCUGACAGCUCGUACAAAUAGAACAUUUCAACUGCUUCUGUUAGAGCUGAAUUCUAUGUAAAGGAGAAGUGACUAGAAACCCCAGACUGGGUCCCAGGUCUUGCUUAACUUUGUAAUGCACGCUGACUUGCUGACGCGACUCCAGUUAAGGUAUGGUAUGAAUCAGGAGCUCCAACAGCCGCUGCGGAAUGAGCGCGUUCACAUGAAGUCAUCCUGCAGCAGCUAUUGCAGAAUAGUCAACUGCUCUGUGUAAGCAAGCCCUAAAAGCCAAUCCUGGUCCCAGCGGCUGUGUGACUAGGUAAGGGAGGUAAAGGGCACAAGAAAGGCACCCUUCUGUCAGCUAUGGAUGGGCUGGGAGCAAAGAAACCCGUGCUGCUCAGGGCUGCCUUGCAGGCCGCUGCUUUUGGAGUGGUUUGGUUCAGGACUUUCUGCUUUGAUGCCUUUGAUUUCUGAGACUGGCCCUGCGUACGAAGCCGCAGACUGUUUCCUCAUUUAGCCAGUGCAGUGUCUUCACCUGAUACCGAAACAAGAUGGAAGGAAUUGAAUGUUUCCCCCGGUGUGGCUGGAAUUGAUCUGCUUUUAACCCAUUAUCUACCGAUGGAAUAAACAGAAGCAGCUCCACUACUACCAGGAUGGAGAACAACCACCGACUCUUAGUACCGGAAACAGGAAGAUCCAGAAGGGGUUUUUGUUCCUACGUUACAAUUUUUAUCUUUAGUAUUCACAUCAUACUCAAAGUAAGAAUAUUUAUAUGCUAAAAUAAACCCCUUUUUGCUUUGUGAUACUGGAUUGAGCCUGCCCACCUUCUUCCUAUCACAGCUCUGACCCAUGGAGAGAGCCAAGUGGUGGAUGUGGAGGUCAGAAGGGGCCCUCCGAAUGCAGGGGAUGCACACAGAGCAAUCCUGCAGCCCGUCCUGAAGCCGGUGCAUGGAUGAGUGGAUCUUUCUCUCAUGUGCUAUGGGAACUCUGCCUAUAUAAAUGUCUGACAAACUCUACCAGUGCUUUAUAACCUUGUGUCUUCUACCUUCUGGUAAGCCACAAUUUCCUGCUUAUGCAUCUCUGUGGAAGAAGCCCUUCAUAUAUGUGACUGCAUGUGGUGAAUAGGAGAGCAAGAAGAGUUGGUGUUAUUUUUAUCCUAUCUGUUCUCAAAACAGCUCUCCCAGUCACACACCCCUCCAAUAGCCUUGGAGUGGAGGGCAGGUGCAGAGCCCUGUGGGGACACUUGGUACUUGGCCAGGGGCUGGCAGGCAGGAGGGCUCCUGCAUGCCCUGCAGGUGGGAUUCCUGCUCCAUUUCACUGCAGGGCAUUCUGGGCAGACCUGUGAGUCCAAUUCUGUGUGCCCAGGCCAAAGCAUUACGAUUUCAAGGACAAAUUUGGCUGUUCCUUUUGAAACUUCACUGUCAUUUAGCACCUCCAGUCUGGCUUGGAAAAAUGCAGAAAUUCCUAUAAUAAAUGUGUUUUGAAAAGUA
Gallus gallus (chicken) is the source of this 17276-nucleotide messenger RNA. RefSeq names its product RAB11 family interacting protein 4 (gene RAB11FIP4). The coding region runs from base 4861 to 6351 and encodes 496 amino acids. The record is from RefSeq and is a predicted model, not a curated record. The transcript has 16 exons. Gene Ontology annotation, biological process: endocytic recycling; regulation of cytokinesis. Gene Ontology annotation, cellular component: recycling endosome membrane; cleavage furrow; endocytic vesicle. Lineage: Eukaryota; Metazoa; Chordata; Aves; Galliformes; Phasianidae. Gene Ontology annotation, molecular function: calcium ion binding.